CACGGGUGGUGUCGGGGCAUUUCUGCCUAUUCUCUCCUCUCUUUCUCACGCAGGGACCCCGAAGUUUCCACCAGAAAGGCCAUGGAGAACGGCGGUCCGGUGACCCAUGAGGCGGAGACGGUUUCCACCAUCACCAUUAAGGGGAUUCUGAGUUUAAUGAUGCAGAUCAUUGACGAAGAAAACGGAAAGAGGGUGAUUACUUUGGGUAUGGGUGACCCUACAGCUUAUUCUUGCUUUCUCACUCCUUCUGUCGUCCGUGAAGCUGCUGUGGAUGCCCUCCAAUCUAAUAAGUUCAAUGGUUAUGCCCCAACUGUUGGCCUUCUUCAAACAAGAAGGGCAAUUGCAGAAUAUCUGAAUCGUGAUCUUCCUUACAAGCUAUCACCCGAUGAUGUUUUCAUCACAUCUGGGUGCACACAAGCCAUUGAUGUUUCAUUGGCAAUGCUUGCCCGCCCUGGUGCAAACAUCUUACUUCCGCGCCCAGGGUUCCCAAUUUAUGAACUUAGUGCUGCCUUUAGACGUCUUCAAGUCCGGUACUUUGAUCUUCUUCCUGAGAAAGGUUGGGAAGUUGAUCUUGAUUCUGUUGAAGCUUUAGCAGAUCAGAAUACAGUUGCCAUGGUAAUCAUAAACCCUGGUAAUCCUUGUGGGAAUGUGUACUCGUACAAACAUUUAAAGAAGAUUGCAGAAACUGCAAACAAGCUUAAAAUUCUUGUCAUUGCUGAUGAAGUUUAUGGACACCUUACUUUUGGGCCUAAUCCAUUUGUGCCUAUGGGAGUUUUCGGCUCAACUGUUCCAGUCCUAACCCUUGGAUCUCUAUCAAAGAGAUGGAUAGUGCCUGGUUGGAGACUUGGUUGGUUUGUGACAAGUGAUCCAAAUGGCACGUUUAAAGAACCUAAGAUCAUCGAGCGUAUUAAGAAUUAUUUUGAUAUUUUGGGAGGACCUGCAACCUUUAUCCAGGCAGCAGUUCCACGUAUCAUUGAGCAUACUGAUGACGAGAUUUUCUUCAAGGAAACUAAUAACACACUGAAGCAGACAUCAGAUAUUUGCUGGGAAAUGAUGAAAGAGAUUCCUGGCAUUACUUGUCCCCACAAACCAGAGGGAUCUAUGGCUGUAAUGGUGAAACUAGAUCUUUCCAAUCUGAAAGACAUUAGUGAUGAUAUCGACUUCUGUUUUAGGCUGGCUAAAGAGGAAUCUGUCAUUGUUCUUCCUGGUACUGCAGUGGGGCUAAAAAACUGGCUUCGCAUCAUUUUUGCUUCUGAUCCAUCCUCUCUCAAAGAAGGUUUGGGAAGAAUCAAGUCAUUCUGUCAACGGCAUGUGAAGAUGUCACAAAUUUACUAGCAAAUUCUAGUUCUCCAACAAGGCUGCAUACUGCAGCAAACACAUCCACAUUAAUUCAUUUCAUCAUCAGUAAACAAGAAAGGAUCCUUAGAUAUAGUGGAGAGUUUGGAAAAAUAUUUCAUUUGAAAUUUAUAGAUUGUUCUUGGUGAUAUUCAUUGCAAAAUAAUGUACUGGACCUCAUUCAUUUCUUAUGCUCAGAAAUGAGGUUCAUGCUUCAAUAAAUCUUGUGCCUUCCCAGAAUUACAUGCUUCCAAAAUUAGCAAUAUCGUGACUUUAGCUCUUACAUUAACUUCUGUGUUGUACUUGGAACUUCUCAUGUCCAUGAGUUAAAAGGCAAUCUCGUGGGUUUAAAUACAAUAAAAACCCUUCUAUGUU
Rubroshorea leprosula is the source of this 1710-nucleotide messenger RNA. NCBI's taxonomy places the organism in Eukaryota, Viridiplantae, Streptophyta, Magnoliopsida, Malvales, Dipterocarpaceae. The record is from the annotation of a GenBank genome assembly.